AUGGCACGUCCAAACAGAAUCAUCAUGAGGAUAAUCGUCAAAGUCAAAUUCGGUGCAUCUGCGGAUUUGUUGACACCUUCGGAUUGUUCGACGAUAGUGAAAGCCAUGCGAACCGCGGAUUCACUGCUGGUCAUGGUCCUCGAAGUCCAAGGAGAAGCCAAACUGGAAACACUUCGCCACAGGUUCAAAACGACUUUGGUGGACGCCAGAGCAGAAAAUGGGGCGCUUCUGCACCCGAAACUCAGCUCCACCUUUGAAUAUUUCCACGGGUACAGGAUUUACUAUCCGUGCAAGAAUUUCGACAUUGGGAACCAUUUCAAUGUCAUUUUGGAUGCCGAAGGAUCUCCUCUGGAUGCUUUGGUGUCCAAAAGGUACAUUUUGCGGCCAAUCCAAAUGCCUUUGAAAAUGCUCAAAGAUAUCCAAGCAUCCAGCGGGGCCAAAUUGAACACGAUUUUGGCUUCGUGCAUUUACAAAGCUUUGCAAAGAAUCAGCCAAGACAUCGCAGCUGACCCAAAAACUGUUCUUGGGUGCAAAAAGGAUGAGGGCAUUUUGGAGAAACUUCAAAUGAGAUCCACGAGGGAACGUAAUUGGACACUAGUCAUACCACAAAGUUGCUGGGUACCAGGGGACAAGUUGGAAUUGGUCAACAGAACAUCAGGUUUACUUUACAGCAUGAAAGACACGGAACUGACCCGAGACAGAAUGGAGACUCUAAGGACGGUGAAACAUACUUUCGAAGAUCCGUCAAGGAUGAUGUACAGCUGGUCCAUGUUCAACUUCGGCAGUACCUUGAUCAACUGCGUCCCUUUGCUGAUCUCUGACCUGGCAUUUGCGGGCUGCAAGAAUUUCACGGGAGUUUUCUCGAAUGUACGAGGUCCUGACGUGAAGCAAACGCUGAUUGGCCACGAGCUGCUUGCGAUGACCGCUUACGUCAGCAUGUGGGAAAACUUGGAUCUCGGCGUAGUCGCCAAUAGCUACAAUGGAAAUCUUGGGAUUCAACUCGCCGGCCGCAAAGGUUCUUUCAGGUCACGAGAGGAACUCCGCACAACGUUGGAGUAUAUCAAGGAGGAAGUGCACAUGCUGCACCAAUCCGUUAUCAAGAAAGUUGCAUGAUCCUGUGAUGAACAAAAAUGCAGUACGCAAUAAACCUUAUUUUCAAUA
Notodromas monacha is the source of this 1161-nucleotide messenger RNA. Lineage: Eukaryota; Metazoa; Arthropoda; Ostracoda; Podocopida; Cyprididae. The record is from the annotation of a GenBank genome assembly.